CCAGCCCGAUCCAAAUUUUAAGAGCUAGGAGUUAGACUAGUAGUUAGUCGUGGCCGAGGGUAGGAGCCAUAAGUAGAAGGUAAGUCUGCUGCAGCAUUCAGCCAAAGGCGUUCGGCCGCUCUUUCUUCCAGAGUGUUUUGUCUCGAAUAAAUCUGUCCUUCAAUACACAACCUCCUCAACUUCCUCCUUCGUCCUUCAAAUACGCUUUCAUCCCGUCACAUUACUCUUUUGAAUUCCCGAUUCUUCACUGAGAGUACGCAAAUCAAUUAGCAACGCGUCGUGUCACUACAAGAUGAGUGAUACUUCUGCUGCUCAGACGCGCUUUGAGCCGGAGAGUACUUACAAAGUCCUUCCUCAAGAUGCAUUCAACGUCGACAUCGAACAGCAGACUCUCGACGAGGGCCAUCUUUUGAACGACACGGUCCGUAAUUACUCUUGGUCGGGCGUAUCAGUCAUCGUCAAGGACCAUAAAACGAAGGAACCCAAGAUAAUUCUUCACAACAUCGAUGGCAUUGUCGGGGCCGGAGAGAUAUGUGCUUUGAUGGGACCUAGUGGUUGUGGAAAGACAACUCUGUUGAACGUCCUCGCCCACAGAGAUGCCGCUACCGGAGCCAAGGUCGAAGGUAACACCUUAGUCAAUGGUACCAGCCCGUCCACUGGCGCUUUUCGACGCAUGAGCAGCUUUGUAGAGCAGGAAGACGCCCUCAUUGGAUCUCUCACUGUCCGUGAGACGAUGCACUUCGCAGCUCGUCUGGCUCAUAAGAACGCCUUGAGCAAGACUGAGCGGAUACGAAGGAUUGACGGACUUCUUGAUUCAUUUGGUUUGAGGAACCAGGCCCAUUCUAUCAUCGGUACGCCAAUUCGCAAGGGCAUCAGCGGUGGUCAGAAACGCCGUCUCAGUGUUGCCAGUCAACUCAUCACUGCCCCGAAGAUGCUGUUCUUGGAUGAGCCUACCAGUGGUCUUGACUCUGCCGCAAGCUUUGAAGUUGUUUCCUUCAUCAAGGAAGUAGCAAAGCGAAAUAAUUUGAUUGUUAUUGCUAGCAUCCACCAGCCUUCAACUUCGACCUUCCAGAUGUUCGACAAGUUACUCCUCCUGUCAGCUGGCAAGUCGCACUAUUUCGGACAAGUGGAUGGGGUUGCACCACAUUUCGAGAGCAUGGGAUAUGCUAUGCCAUUCCACACUAACCCUGCCGAGUUUCUUCUGGAAAUGAUGAACACCGAUUUCGCCGCUGACCAAUCUUCUGCCAUUGCACGUCUGGAUGAGAUGCAGAAGUUCUGGGCUGGGUCUGACUCAGCUGUUGAGCUUUCGAAACGCGUCGGUUCUAUGCCUGCCGAGACCUUAGUUGAUAUCAAACCAUCCAAAAGCAAUCUGCCAGUUGUGGUCAUGUCCUUAGUUCACAGAUCAUUCAUCAAGAGCUACCGGGACAUUGUGGCCUAUGGUAUUCGUAUUGCGAUGUAUGUUGGGCUAGCCGUCAUGAUGGGAACUGUUUGGUUACGUCUCAAGGCUGAUCAAGCUGACAUCCAACCGGUCACGAAUGCAAUAUUCUUCGGAUCUGCCUUCAUGUCUUUCAUGGCUGUCGCCUAUAUACCAGCGUUCCUGGAGGACCGAGCGACUUAUAUCAAAGAGCGUGCUAACGGUCUGUACGGACCUACUGCGUUCAUGAUUGGCAACUUCCUGAUUGGCCUUCCGUACCUUUUCAUCAUCAGUCUCCUGUUCAGCGUCGUGGCCUAUUGGCUGUCCAACUUCCGGCCCACAGCUGGCGCUUUCUUCACUUGGGUCAUGUGGCUCUUUCUCGAUCUGGUUGCUGCCGAAUCACUGGUGGUCUUCAUUAGCUCUUUGUUCCCCAUCUUUGUGGUGUCUCUUGCCUUGACAGCUUUCGCGAAUGGAUUAUGGAUGUCUGUCGACGGCUUCAUGGUUUCCCCUAAGAUCCUGAACGUCUUUUGGCGCUACGUGUUCCACUACAUCGACUAUCAAACCUACGUCUUCCAGGGCAUGAUGGUCAAUGAAUUCGCAUACAGAAAUUACACGUGCGGCAGUGACUGCCAAUGCAUGUUCCAGACCGACCUAUCCUCUGAGUGCUUGGUUCCAGGACAAGCGGUCUUGGACCAGUAUGACUACCACACAGGAAAUACCGGAAAGUGGGUUGGUAUUCUAUUGGCCAUCGUCUUGGGCUAUCGUUUGCUUGGUUGGCUCGUGUUGUGGGCACGAAAGUGAUGCGUGUUAUUUGGCGAAAGGCGUUUUGUAGGAGAUACCCCAAACUCGUAUGCGUUGAUGUCACUCAAGCAUAUGUUGGUGGAUAACCAGAGGGUUGAUUGUUGUUUAUAGGUGGUUCCUUCAUGAUAUAUCGUCGGUGAAGGUUGCUGUCUCAUUUUGAAUGCUAGAUUCUCAUAUUAGCGAAGAUAUCAGUCUUUCACGUUGGACAAUCGAAAGCUUUUGGGGAUGAAGAAUAUAGAUCCAGAAGUCAUAGUACAUACAGAGCCCCAGCAUAGCUGCAAUUAAACUUGCUUGCAUAACAUAUCUGGGACACAUUUCCCCUCAAAAGCGAGGCCUGGGUGUAUUCAGAUCCGGAACAAUAUUUAGGUAAGGCUUCUAACAUACCUACAUCAAGUUUCAGCUGUGAUUGGAAUUAUACU
Mollisia scopiformis is the source of this 2634-nucleotide messenger RNA. Its product is annotated as P-loop containing nucleoside triphosphate hydrolase protein. NCBI's taxonomy places the organism in Eukaryota, Fungi, Ascomycota, Leotiomycetes, Helotiales, Mollisiaceae. The transcript is spliced from 4 exons. The coding region runs from base 293 to 2215 and encodes 640 amino acids. Gene Ontology annotation, molecular function: ATP hydrolysis activity; ABC-type transporter activity; ATP binding. Gene Ontology annotation, cellular component: membrane. The record is from RefSeq and is a predicted model, not a curated record.